CCCGACGCUUUCCGUAAAAGCGCACAAGUUCAGUGUUGUUCGAAAUCUGUCCAAGUUCCGUUCUCGCGACCGUUGUUUCAAAGUUAAGUAUAAUAAACAAAAAUUCGUGGUAAAGUAAUGUUUUCAAAAUAAUGUUUAUAUUAAGUGUAGUGUUAAAUUAGUGUGAUUUUUUUACUUUCUCGUAGUUGUAAAUAUAGUGUUGUGAGUGAAUAACUAUUAUCAAUUUAAAGUUUAUUAAUCUAAUGAAUUUAAUCGUGUAUUUAGUGUAAGCAGUCUAUACGACAGUGGAAUUAUGGUUCAUAUUCAUUGUAACUUAAAUACAAUUUGUGAAAACUUAAUAUAACCAAAAGCAAACAUGGAGGAGACCAAUCUGACGCUGACUUACAAUGUCAGCUCAUUAUUACUGUCGAGGAAUCCGUCUAGCGCGACAACGAUGGUAUCGGUUCGCAACACGACCGUUGUCAGCAACGCGUACGAAUGGCGGUUUGUUCUCCCGCCGUACUUCAUCAUCUUCAUGCUUUCGAUAUCUGGGAAUUGUCUUGUUAUUACAACGUUAGCGAGCAAUCGACGAAUGAGAACUGUCACUAAUGUAUAUUUAUUAAAUUUGGCGAUUUCAGAUUUUUUGCUCGGCGUGUUUUGUUUACCUUUCACGUUAGUUGGACAAAUAUAUAGACGGUUUCUAUUCGGAGGGAUUUUGUGCAAACUGAUUCCUUAUUUGCAAGCUGUAUCAGUAUCGGUGGAUGUAUGGACUCUAGUAGCUAUAUCUCUGGAGAGAUAUUUUGCAAUAUGCCGGCCGUUGAAAUCUAGGAAAUGGCAGACACAAUGCCACGCAUACAAAAUGAUCGGUAUGGUUUGGAUUCUAUCUCUUGUUCUAAAUGCGCCGAUAUUAAUUGUCUCAACGUUACAACCUAUGAGAGGAAAUGCGUACAAAUGUAGGGAGGUUUGGUCCAGCUUAGAGUUGGAGAGGGCCUUUAAUCUGGGUUUGGAUGCAGCGUUACUUCUGGUCCCAUUCUUUAUAAUGUCGUUCGCGUAUUGUCUAAUAGUCACGAAGCUGUGGCGAGGCAUGAGACAUGAGAUUCAACAUAAUUUCAACUGGCAAAAAACUCUUACUAGAGAGGAAUCUUGCAAAAGCAAUCAUUUAGGCUCACGGACGCCAACUUUGAAGAGCAAGGAGAGGGAUGUUUGCUACAGGGACACUUGGGGAUCGAAGAGUGUAACCAAGCAACAGGAAAACUACGAAGUCGAUGCGGACAAGAAGGAAACGUAUUGCAUGCAUACUGACAUUGAAUUUCGACAUGUGGUGCGUUCAACACACAUUGAUAAAAGUAUUGAAGCUAAGCGUAAGGUUAUCCGAAUGCUGUUUGUUAUUAUCCUAGAAUUUUUCGUCUGCUGGACUCCAUUGCAUGUUAUAAAUACGAUCUAUUUGUUCUAUCCUGACGAAUUGUACAAAUACGUUGGAUCGAAGGGUAUCGUAUCGCUACAACUUCUGGCGUACUGCUCAUCCUGCUGCAACCCGAUUACGUAUUGCUUCAUGAAUAGAAAAUUUAGACAGGCGUUUAUCAACUUGUUGAAAAGUUGCAGAUUGUUUAAUAUUGCAGGCGGUGUUUCCCAGACAAGUCGGAAUCUGGUAAGCAGGUUACGCCGCCGCCGUCCAGUCAGGACGCUACUGCAUGCGUUGUAAGGGGCAGCCAUACUGGACGCACAGAGCUGGAUGGACUGGAAGGAGAGGAGUGUGUUUAGCAGCGGCUCACACAGCGGUUCGCACAGCACGGCUCUGGGCAGCGGCGGCCUCCCCGCGCAUCCCGCACUACCCGCGCCCGUCAUCUCGCGUCCUGUCACUCAAGUAAUAGAGACAGGAGAAGAAGGCAGCCAAUUCCUGUAUCGUAUAACUUGGCCCAGAACCGCUCAGUCCAAGGCCAAUGUGCCCGCACACCCACUAUAUGAGUAAAGUUUAAAACUGAGAGUUAAGUGAAUUUUGUGAAGUGAACAUUUCCAUCCCGCUUCGUGAAUUUAUACUCUAAAUAGUGAUUAUACGAAGUGCUCAAAAGGUAACUUAAGUGUAGUGAUAUUAAGAUGUUUUUUAA
Messenger RNA from Papilio polytes (common Mormon), 2084 nucleotides. It is a transcript of the gene NGR-A9, whose product is annotated as cholecystokinin receptor-like. The record is from RefSeq and is a predicted model, not a curated record. Bases 356 to 1681 code for a protein of 441 amino acids. Gene Ontology annotation, biological process: neuropeptide signaling pathway. Lineage: Eukaryota; Metazoa; Arthropoda; Insecta; Lepidoptera; Papilionidae. Gene Ontology annotation, cellular component: membrane. Gene Ontology annotation, molecular function: neuropeptide receptor activity. The transcript is spliced from 12 exons.